Messenger RNA from Naegleria gruberi, 2776 nucleotides. RefSeq names its product lipase. Gene Ontology annotation, molecular function: triacylglycerol lipase activity; sterol ester esterase activity. Gene Ontology annotation, biological process: cholesterol metabolic process; triglyceride catabolic process. The record is from RefSeq and is a predicted model, not a curated record. The transcript has a single exon. Gene Ontology annotation, cellular component: cytosol. NCBI's taxonomy places the organism in Eukaryota, Heterolobosea, Eutetramitea, Acrasida, Naegleriidae. The coding region runs from base 1 to 2751 and encodes 916 amino acids.
AUGCCUGGAUUUCAUUUCGGAACCUUUCUUCCCCAUCUUUCUCUUGGUAAUUCUAAAAAUUUAUCAGUACUUCCAUCUACAAGAUCUCGUUCAACCUCUCAAUUAGAAUCAUCUUAUCAUUCGCAAGAUACUGAAAAUAUUGAAAGCGUUGUGGAUAAACAUGCUUCCAAAUCCCUUCGAUUUUUGAAAUGGAUUCCUUCAUUGCUUGGAGAUCACAAUAUUAUCAAAGCUAAUAUUCACCCAAAAAUAAAAUCUUCACACCACAAGAGAUCCUCAAUAGAAGAGAGAAGUAAUAUCGAACAAACAAUAGAAAAAAUGAGUUCACCACCAAAAGUUCCUCUCGUAAAUGAGAAUAGCAACGAUCAUGAUGGUAAAUUAAUAACGGAUCAAUCAUCUAUGGUAGAACAAUUUGCCAAUACUUCAUCUUCGUCACCUUCUUCCUACUUUGAUACCGAUAAUGUGCAAAAUGUUGAUUUUUCUAAAUUUUCUCAAGUCGAUCAAGAAGAACCAAUUUUAAAAUAUCAACCCGAAAAUCAAGAUUUGUAUGGUUUGGACAUUUUCUAUCAUCAGAAUAGUUUAUUUUCUAUUGAAGGACCUGAAGAUAGAUUUACAUUGAUUGAUAAUACUUUGGAAAUAGUCAUGUCAUCAAAGAGCCUAUUCCUUUCAGAAGCAAAGAAAUAUGAAAAUAAUUUAUCCAAUGGCAAUAUUUAUUUAUUGUUGAAAUGCAUUUUAGAACUUUCAAAGGAAAUUGAAGGAUAUUUAAAACAAUUGAAAAACAAGCUAGUCCAACUAGAAUUAUUGAAAAAUGAUAGGUAUCCAAAUCAAUCGAAAUUGGAAGAAACUUAUUGUACCUCUCAUUCUAAAAAUAUGGCCUCAUUUGAUCUUAAUUUUAUAGAUUCUGCAUUCCAUUUCAGAGGAUGUUUUCUAGUUAUAAUUUACACUUUCAAGGAAUGUAUCAAUGAUAUCAAUAAGGUAAUCAAAAAUAGAGGAUCAUUCUUCUUCUCUGUCAGUGAUGGAAAGUAUGAAAAGUGGCUUGAUAUUUAUCAACAAAAAUUCCAAGUUUUAAAAACUAUGGUUACUGUUUCAAAUACUCUUCUACAGGAAAGAAUUGACAAGAUUGAUACCAAUAACUCUUCAUUCAUUCCAUUCUCUCAAAGUAUUAAAAUUGGGGACAUGGAAGAAUUGAAAAAUGUAAAACCAUCUGCAUUUAUGGAGCAUAUUGGAUCAUUCUAUGAUUCUGAAGUUGCCUGGUUCUUGGCAUUGAUUGUAAAAGCAACUGCUAGUUUCGGUCAUACUCAAGAUAUUCCAAGCAAGUUGAAAAAAGAUUUGAUAUUCUAUGCAGCUAGUGCUUACUAUUUGGUGAAUCCAAAGACUGCAGCCGAAAAUUGUGUAGAUUUAUUUAAUAAGAAUCCAAUUGCCAGUAGUGAGUUUUGGAAUAUUCAAGAUAACAACAAAUUCAUCAAGACUUUUACUUAUUUAGGAUAUCCUUACAUUGAAACAAGUCAAAAGUUUAAUAUACCAUUCCCAAAUAGAAAAAUUGUUGAUAGUGUUGGAUUAGAUAUUGAUGGUGAUGAAUUUGAAUAUGUUAGUGUCUCUAAGGAGGCUCCACAAAACAGUUCCAUCAUUCUAUUUGGUAAUAAUAACGAAAACGAUCAAACUGAAAAGUUACAAGUCUACUACUCUGAGGAUGAAGAUGAAUUGUCUGAAGAGGAAAAAACAGAUACUACCAAGACACCAAUUGAGUUUAACAGUUCUACUACAAAUAUGUACCCAAAUAUGGAAGGAUUUGAGGAUGUUAAAGAGGGAAGUUCAGCCAUGGAAUUCUACUAUGGUGCGAUGGAGGAAUCCAUGAAGAAUCACAACUUCCAAGAAAUUGGGCUCAGACUCUUAUCAACUAAACCACUCAGCGAAGCUCCAGAGUACAUCACAAGCCAGCAACAAGAGUUCCCAUACCUUUCACAAAUUAUGAAAGCCAUUAAUUCCAUUAAAACCAAACAGGAAGAAGCAGGAAAGAAUACAUUCGAUGGUUCUAUCAUUUUACACAUUCAUGGUGGUGGUUUUAUUGCCAUGGAAAGUUUCAGUCAUGAAAUUUACUUGAGAAGAUGGUGCUCUGAAAUGCACAUUCCAAUAAUUUCUGUAGAUUAUAGAAGAUCUCCUCAAGAGAAAUUCCCGGUUCAAAUUGAGGAAUGUUAUGCAGCCUAUCAAUGGCUAUUAGCCAAUUGCGAGAAGGUAUUAGGAGCACCUCUGAAACGAAUUGUUAUAGCAGGUGAUAGUGCUGGAGGUAAUUUGACUUUGGCUGUUGCUCAAAGAGCAAUCAGAGACGGUAUCAGAUUACCAGAUGCUUUGGUUUUGAGUUAUCCAGUGACAUAUCUUGAUUUUUCACCUUCACCUUCACGUCAAAUCUCUGUUAUUGAACCACUUGUAAAUAUUAACUUUUUGAGAUUGUGUGGAGAGCUUUACUGUAAGGAUUCUGAUAAUGCCUUUGAAAAUCCAUUCGUUUCUCCUGCUAUGAUUGACGAGGAAGUGUUGAAAAAGUUCCCUCCAACCUAUUUUGAUAUGGGUGCUUUGGAUCCUCUCUUUGAUGAUGGAAUUUAUAUGGCCAAACGUAUUGCCAAAAACAAUGGAGGUAGAGUCAAGAUCCAAUUAUAUGAUGCUCUUGGUCAUGGUUAUCUGAAUAUGAUUGAUUAUUCUAAAGAAGCCAGGUUAGCCUCUGCCAAUAUUUGUCAAUGGAUUUCUCAAUUUUUACAAUAAAAUAUUAGUGAAGUCAUAUUUCCAA